Linnemannia hyalina is the source of this 2586-nucleotide messenger RNA. The record is from the annotation of a GenBank genome assembly. NCBI's taxonomy places the organism in Eukaryota, Fungi, Mortierellomycota, Mortierellomycetes, Mortierellales, Mortierellaceae.
AUGACACAGACACAGACACAGACACAGACACAGACACAGACACAGGCACAGCAAGCCAUAGCACAUCCCAACGACAAACGUCAGAGAAGCCAUAGCUUUGACGACCAUCAACAACAACAACAUCACAACAACCAUCUUCAUCACCAACGCGACGACUAUCGUAUCGACAGGGAUUCUCGUGACCCCGAGAUGCACGAUGGUGGCAACAUCCAUUGGGGUGGUGCUCGACAUGAGCGCGAAAACAACACGUCCGAACAACAGCGCCGGCCAACCUCUGUCCGAUCUACCUCUGAGGAGCAUCGUUUCAAUCCGUACAACCGUCACUUAGACGCUGGCCGGAUACAUGGUGGUGGGGGUCACGGAGACCGAGACCACCGCGAUCACCAUCAUCGUCACCACCAGAACGAGCAGAGUCCCUCGGCCCGAAUUGACGGUCAGCCAGAGGAGGAUGCCGAGUUUGAUGAGAAUAUCUCGGAUGAGAACAUUCAAGAGGGCGAAGAUGGUGAAGAGGAUGAGGAUGAGGACGGGUCGGAGGAGAAUGAUGAAGAUGGGCGCAACUCGAAGGAACGCGAUGGCGCGGCCAAAAAUGAGGAUGGUACAUGCAGCCUUACCUUUUCGAUGUAUCACAACCAAAAGCCCGUCAAGGUGCGGAGCAUGUUUGUCGACAAGUUGUUCAAGUAUGGUUUACUCAUUGACUCUGACCACAUGAUGGUAGAAGAUCCAUCGAUUCAACAUCUCAUCUCGUGGGCCAAGGAGGGAGAUAUGUUCUAUGUCUACAACUGUGUCGAGCUCUCGGACACCAUCCUGCCGCGGUUCUUCAAGCACAACAACUGGCAGAGUUUUGUCCGUCAAUUGAACAUGUACGGAUUCCACAAGAAAGAAUCGACACUGAACAGGAAACGACCCGAGUCCCAGCGAUGGCAGUUCUAUCACCCACAGUUCCAGCGUGACUUUCCUCACCUGCGAGCUAACAUUAAACGCAAGUCUGCCCGGUCGAUGAACACUGCACCAGCGACAUCCAGGGUUGUGUUUGAGCAUGGGAAAGGGUACUUUCUUCAGAGAAAUGAUCGCUCUCGAUCGAACAGCGGAGAUGGGCCUCCACCCCCUCCACCACAAGCAGGAGGACUGGGGCAUAUGCAGGCUUCAUCCGUGUCGCCACAUGCUGCUCAUGAUUCUCACCAUGGUCGGCUACCACCACCACCUGGACACGGUGGAAUCCACCCUUCUUCGUCAGAUCCACAUGGUCCUCCAUUUGCUCCUGAGGAACGGUCGGCGAUUGCAGCGGUUGGUCAUCUUCGGAACCAUAGCUUAACCAGAGGGGUCUCUUAUGAGAAGGGCAGUCUCUUUGCCCUGGGUGCUGAUGCAGCUUCAUCAUCCCCUUCUGGCCCUCACCAUCCAGGCGGUCCUCGUGUUGGACAUCGCAACUCGGAUAGCGCCAUCAGCCCACCGUCCGUGAAUGGUCCUGGGUUCGGACAGCCUCACUACCCACAGGACUCGCCUCAUCGGCCACCCAGACAGCACCACCAUCACGGCUCAAUUAACGAUGGUCCCGCGGGCACCCCAUUGUCAUCCUCGUCGUCUCCAAGAGGUCCUUGGCCAGCCGCUACCAGUCACCAUCUCCCACCUGCAGAGGCUCUUGGAGGAGACGAAUGUGCGGCUGGUCGCCAUGGUUCGGUGCCUCCGGAGCACAUGCAUCCUCAUCCUGCAUUAUCCUCGCCACCCAUGCACCCACAACAUUCGCAAAAUUAUCAUCCUAACCACCAGCAGCAACAACAGCGUCAUGACUCGCGGCAUCGACACGGUCGAUUGCAUUCCAUGGGAGGAGGCCCUGUUCCAAAGGAUCUGCCACAACCGAUUCUCUCAUUACCCUCUGGUAGCACUUUCAACACCCCCCACGCUCCCCCUCCUCCUCCCUCUAACGCUCAAUCAAUCCCACCACACCACCACGCACCUGCCGGCGCUGCUGGUUCGCCCACCCUGUCACCCUCUGCAGCAACAGCAUCAAUUAUCCUGCCACCGUUCUCGGGUCCUCUCACAACAGGUUCCUCGCCCACCUCAAGGACAGGAGAUCCGUAUGUUGUGAUCAAAGAACUCGAACAUCGACUCCAGUCUGUCGAGGAGGCCUACAUGUCCUUGAGACAGUACACCCAGAAGCUUCAACAGAACCAAGCUUCGCAGGAUCGGACUAUUGGAUGGAUGCGUGAGCGAAUUGACCAGAUGUCCGAUGCUGCAGCACUUGGACGCCGAGAUUCGAUUGCAUCCCCAUUGACGCCUCAGUCAACAGCCAGCUUCUCGGGUAACAAGCGAAGAGCUGAGCCAUCACCCGAAGAUGCACGGACUCGUGCGCGUUUCGAACAACAGGGCCUUCCCCCUCUUUCUGGUCCUCCUACUACUGCUGGUGGACCACCUUCGUCAAUCCACAGCCCCGACAUGCAUGCCUUUGAGCACGGUCGUGGUGGUCAUGGCCGUCAUGAGUCUAUGUCUGGGCCUCAUCAUCCCCAGCAACAGCAGCAUCAUGCGAUUCCUUCUUCUCAGACCGGUCCCUACCCGCGUCUUCUUACCUCCCUCGGCCGUAUUUACUCUUAA